AUGAGCGUCUCAGUUGAUAUGCGUCAUGUAGCUGCGCGAACGCGUGCUGCUGCAAGAAGAAGACGUCAACGUCUUCUUUCUGCAGGAGACAAUGGUGCUAUUGUGGAAUACGAUUCUUUUACAACAUUUACUAGUACAUCACCAUCACAUCGUAUUCCUGUCCCUCCUCGUCAAGCUCUAACACGACCUUUGUUGUUUGAUUACUACAAAGUCAUCACUGGGAAGGAGCCGGGAUUAAUGCAGCGUGACCUCAGGAAGGAGGGUUACAGUUACAGCUGGUUUACUCCAGCAAGUAGUGAAGAGAGAGAAGUCAUUCCAAAAGGCAAACGCCGAUUAGGUGAGGCUUUGAUUGCUGCUAGAAAACCACUAUGUGAACUCGAAGAAGGUGUUAGGGGCGUUUUUGACUCUGGACACAUAUAUUCUCCCAUUUUUCGCUCUCUUAGUCGUAACUCUGGAAAAAAAACUAUACUCCGAGAUAACGAUAUUGAUGGAAAAGAAGAAGAAGGGAUUCAAGAAGAAGAAGAUGAUUAUGAUGAUAAUAAUAUCAAUACUAAGGUUGUCUUUGUUCGUCCGGUGGCGAGGGAGCUUCUCUCCAAGGAGCGAAUGAUGUAUGAUGAGAUGGUCCGAGUGGCACCAAAGGGACGUGAGUGGGAUCGACAACAUGCAUUACGCCACGAGGUGGGUCGGACAGCCCAAGAAGCACUUAUCGAUUCUCACAUUGACACGAGAUACCGACGCCCAGGGGAUUAUGUGCGGCGGAACUGGCGAGGUGAUUUGCUUGAUGCACGUGGACGUCCUAUGCGUGUAGUUUCGACAUUGAUUUAG
Molecule: messenger RNA, 825 nt
Organism: Trypanosoma theileri
Lineage: Eukaryota; Euglenozoa; Kinetoplastea; Trypanosomatida; Trypanosomatidae
Exons: 1
Coding region: 1-825 (274 amino acids)
Source: RefSeq, a predicted model, not a curated record